AUGGCAGCGAUAUCUCUCCCGCCUGGUUUCCAGAUUGAGCCUGUUCAAUUCCUUGGGGAAGUGCUGGGGCCCAUACUACCAUCGCGGCUGGGUGUGCUAGCAAAUUUCAAUGGAAGCUUUACUGGAACAGGCUUCAACACAAUCUUUCGCCCGCAUAGCGGACCACCGAACACGACAACAUUUCCCCGCGACAACAUAUUGGAGCUGAAUCUGAUAGACGACGCAAUAACCUUCUCUGAAGAUUUUGGUGCUGUGCCUAACCGCGGGCUUGGGUCGCAGAGCAACAUCUUUCUCAACGGCGUAUCUUAUGUACAGGCUGUCAACGAUGUGACAAAUGAGAAAAAUGGGAAGGCUGAUGCUUCUCCCACUGGCAUUCACUUUGAGACUGGGCUGUGGAUGAAUGUCCCGCCCACGAACAAUACUCCAGUCCUUGGCGAAUCCCUCGUCCGCAUGGGGUCCAUUCCACAUGGCACAACAAUCAAUGCUCAAUGCCUGGCACCUACUUCAAAUUUCUCAGGCCCCCCGGAGAUCCCACCAGCCAGUUUGGCUGUAUUCCCCACUGGUGGUGGUGCCAUAGUGCCGAUUGAUAGUCUGAAUGUCUCGAUUGUCUCCUCUCUUCGACGGCCACAGGAUCUCUCGAAGUUCAUUGCUACCGGCACCAUUACCCAAGACACCCUGGAUGACCCAAACACAGUUUUGCGCAAUGCCAUCAAAGGACAGACCAUUCUCCAGAACACAGCCUUCACGGUAUCCACGGCGCCUCCAGCUCCCGUGUUCGGUGGUGGAACAACAAACAUCGCAUUCUUAGAAGGCAACGCCGCCGCCACAACUCCAAAUGCCAAUGCAAUCCAAAUGAAUGCGACCUUUUGGAUCGAGACGAUGCAACACGAGCUUAAAGUUCCAAUCUUCAAACGCGGACAACCCCCUAUGAAACUCUCCCCAGCUUCACCAGCACACCAGCGUACGCCGGUGUUCCUCGUCAACCCGCCGCAUGAUAUCACUGCGCCUAGGACGAUCAAUGUCACUUCGAUACAGAUUCAGUAUUCUCAAGUAGUUUAUCUAGUAUUUGACGGACUGGUUUGGCCACAUGUAUCGGUGUCAACUCUCAUUCCAUCGGAGCCUGUAACAGUUCCAGACUCGGUCUGGAAUUGA
Molecule: messenger RNA, 1152 nt
Organism: Penicillium antarcticum
Lineage: Eukaryota; Fungi; Ascomycota; Eurotiomycetes; Eurotiales; Aspergillaceae
Exons: 1
Coding region: 1-1152 (383 amino acids)
Source: RefSeq, a predicted model, not a curated record